UGUCAUAUGUCGUAUUUUUUAUAUAAAUAAUACUAACAUCAAGGUAAGCCGAAAAUUAUUUACAAUGGCGAAGGAUCCGUUCGACGAAAUACUGCAAUUCUUGCAACCUGAUACCAGAUUAGAUCUCAAGGAACUUACACUAGAACACUUACUUGGUAUAUCCGCCACUCCAACUGGUAUAGAAGCUCUUUUGAAAAACGCAACAGUUGUAAGAGUUAUUAUCGAGUUAACCGACGACGAUGAAGUCUGUAAAAAUGCACUCCUAAUACUUGUUAACAUAAGCAGUUAUGAAAAUGGCGCAUCAGAGUUAUUGAAGUAUAAGCCGAAUAACAAAACAAACGUCGUUGAACUGUUCAUAGGUUAUGUUAUCGACCCAAGGAAAUCGUGUGCCGACGCAGCCUGCAUGAUUCUAUGCAACUUAACUAGAGUAGAGAGCUCAUUGAAAGUCUGCUUAGAGACAUUCAUUCCACACCUCGAGAGUUUGCUACAAGUUUUUGCGCACAUAAAUUAUAACGAAAAACAGUACAAGUUAAAUUACAUUGCACCAUUGUUUAGUAAUUUGAGCUGUUCUCCUCGUAUAAGAAAAUGGUUCAGCGAACCGUCGCUAAAAGCAUAUCCCUUUAUACCAUUAAAAAAGAUAUUACCGUUUUGUAACUAUAUGGAAUCUGAGAAACGACGCAGUGGUAUGAUUAGAAUUGUUCGCAACUUAUCGUUUGAUACAUCCUACCAUGUGUUUCUACUAAGCGAAGAUUUGGAUUUGCUUUCAUAUCUGUUACCACCAAUAAUGGGUAAUGAAGAGUAUAGUGAUGACGAAAUGGAAAAAUUACCAGCAGCAGUGCAAUAUUAUUCGAAGGAUAAACGGCGAGACUGCGUUUUAGAGAUCAGAAAGGAGAUAAUUGAAACUCUAAAUAAAUUAUGUGCUAAAAGACAUGGGCGAGAGGUUUUAAGGAAUAAUGGAGUGUAUUAUGUUUUGCGGGAGUAUCACAGAUGGGAAACGGAAGCAUCUAUGCUAUUAGCAUGCGAGAAUGUCAUAGACAUAUUGAUUCAGGAAGAGGAGGAAGUAGGUGCAGAGGACUUAUCUUUAGUACAAGUUCCGGAGGAUAUGAAGGAGAAAUUUAACAAAAUGGAUGAAAAUUAUUUGAAUAGUGCAUAAGAAAUAGAUGGUUUACUGUGUGAUUGUUUUAGGAUAUGGCUCUUUAAAUAAUAGUUUCAUGUUCA
This is a messenger RNA of Pararge aegeria (speckled wood butterfly), 1218 nucleotides long. Its product is annotated as protein HGH1 homolog. Lineage: Eukaryota; Metazoa; Arthropoda; Insecta; Lepidoptera; Nymphalidae. The transcript has a single exon. Bases 65 to 1153 code for a protein of 362 amino acids. The record is from RefSeq and is a predicted model, not a curated record.